UUGGAAAUGGCUUAGUAUAGCCGCUGAAACAGAAAUGCGACUUGUCUAGCUGUCUCUCUUCCUCGUAUAUUUAUACCUGAAAAGGGCAAAGAGAAAAGUCAUAAAAACUCAAUUCCGAUUUCGCUAGGGUUGCUCUGAACCGUCGACUUCUCUUCAAUAUCUCUCCACGGUUUGGUUCGGGAUUGAAAGAUGUGUUUUAGGUCUUAAAUUUGGUUCACGACGUUUAAGUUUAGCUCCUAAACUUUGUGGAAUAAUCUCAUCUGAUUUGGAAAUUUGAGUUGAGAGGAAUGGCAUGGUUUCGAGCUGGGUCAAAUGUGGCAAAACUUGCCAUCAGAAGGACUUUGUCGCAGAGAGGUGGUUCAUAUGUAUCCAGAACACGCGUAGUUCCAUUACAAAAUCGAUUUUUUCAUACCACAGUUUUUAGAUCAAAGGCGCAAUCUGCACCUGUCCCACGUCCUGUUCCGCUGUCUAAGCUAACUGACAGUUUCCUAGAUGGGACAAGCAGUGUUUAUCUUGAGGAGCUUCAGCGGGCCUGGGAGCAAGAUCCUAAUAGUGUUGAUGAGUCAUGGGACAACUUCUUUAGGAACUUUGUUGGCCAAGCUGCCACUUCACCUGGAAUUUCUGGUCAAACGAUUCAAGAGAGUAUGCGACUGUUGCUGCUUGUUAGAGCUUACCAGGUGUAUGGUCACAUGAAAGCUAAGUUGGACCCAUUGGGCUUGGAACAGAGGGAAAUUCCAGAUGAUCUGGAUCCUGCACUUUAUGGUUUCUCUGAAGCUGAUCUUGAUCGCGAGUUCUUCAUUGGCGUGUGGAGGAUGUCAGGAUUUUUGUCAGAGAACCGACCUGUGCAAACCUUGAGAGCGAUAUUGACACGGCUUGAACAGGCUUACUGUGGUGCUAUUGGCUAUGAGUAUAUGCACAUUGCUGAUCGUGAACAGUGUAAUUGGUUAAGGGACCGGAUUGAGACUCCCACACCAAUGGAGUACAGCCAUGAGCGGCGUGAGGUUAUUCUUGAUCGCCUCAUGUGGAGUUCUCAGUUUGAGAAUUUCUUGGCCACUAAGUGGACUGCUGCAAAGAGGUUUGGGCUUGAAGGGGCUGAAACCUUGAUCCCAGGAAUGAAGGAAAUGUUUGAUAGGUCUGCAGAUCUGGGAGUCGAGAGCAUAGUGAUUGGAAUGUCACACAGAGGGAGACUUAACGUGUUGGGUAAUGUUGUUCGGAAGCCUUUGCGCCAGAUAUUUAGCGAGUUCAGUGGUGGUACUAAACCUUCAGAUGAAGUUGGCUUGUAUACAGGAACUGGUGAUGUAAAGUAUCACCUGGGAACUUCUUAUGACCGGCCAACUAGGGGUGGAAAGAGAAUUCAUUUGUCUCUUGUGGCAAACCCCAGUCACCUGGAAGCAGUAGAUCCUGUUGUAGUUGGGAAAACUAGAGCAAAACAGUAUUAUUCUAAUGACGUCACUAGAACAAGAAACAUGGGUGUCUUAAUUCAUGGGGAUGGUAGCUUUGCAGGACAAGGAGUUGUUUAUGAGACCCUGCAUCUUAGCGCUCUUCCUAAUUACACUACUGGUGGAACUAUACACAUUGUGGUUAACAAUCAAGUAGCCUUCACUACUGAUCCCAAGUCAGGAAGAUCUUCUCAGUAUUGUACUGAUGUUGCUAAAGCACUGAAUGCCCCAAUCUUCCAUGUCAACGGUGAUGAUGUGGAGGCUGUGGUCCAUGUCUGUGAGCUUGCAGCAGAGUGGCGUCAGACAUUCCAUUCGGAUGUUGUGGUUGACAUUGUUUGUUACCGCCGAUUUGGUCAUAAUGAGAUUGAUGAGCCAUCUUUUACCCAGCCCCAAAUGUACAAGGUAAUCCGAAAUCAUCCUUCAGCCAUGGAGAUUUACCAAAAGAAACUUUUAGAAUCUGGUCAGCUGUCUAAAGAGGGCAUUGAUAGGAUAAAUAACAAAGUUCUUUCAAUUCUUAAUGAAGAAUUUGUGGCCAGCAAAGAUUAUAUCCCCCAAAGGAGGGACUGGCUUUCCGCUUACUGGAUGGGGUUCAAGUCUCCUGGGCAGCUUUCACGUAUCCGAAACACUGGUGUAAAGCCAGAGAUUUUGAAGACUGUUGGCAAAGCAAUCACAACUCUUCCAGAGAACUUUAAACCUCACAGAGCAGUUAAGAGAAUUUUUGAUGACCGUGCCAAGAUGAUUGAGACAGGCGAAGGAAUAGACUGGGCAGUGGGGGAGGCACUUGCUUUUGCGACACUGCUGGUGGAAGGAAAUCAUGUCAGGCUUAGUGGUCAAGAUGUUGAGAGAGGUACUUUUAGUCAUCGACAUUCUGUCGUUCAUGAUCAAGAAACAGGGGGACAGUAUUGCCCUUUGGAUCAUGUUAUGAUCAAUCAGAAUGAAGAAAUGUUUACGGUUAGUAACAGCUCUCUUUCUGAAUUUGGUGUCUUGGGCUUUGAAUUGGGUUACUCCAUGGAAAACCCAAAUUCUUUGGUACUGUGGGAAGCCCAAUUUGGUGAUUUUGCCAAUGGAGCUCAAGUGAUAUUUGAUCAGUUCUUGAGCAGUGGGGAGGCCAAAUGGCUUCGUCAGACAGGACUAGUUGUGCUUCUGCCUCAUGGUUAUGAUGGCCAGGGCCCUGAACAUUCUAGUGCACGUUUGGAGCGUUUCCUUCAGAUGAGUGAUGACAACCCCUUUGUCAUCCCAGAGAUGGAUCCAACCCUUAGAAAGCAGAUCCAAGAAUGCAAUUGGCAGGUGGUAAAUGUAACUACACCAGCAAACUAUUUCCAUGUUCUGCGGCGUCAAAUCCACAGGGAAUUCCGUAAGCCUCUUAUUGUGAUGUCUCCGAAGAAUUUGCUUCGGCAUAAAGACUGCAAAUCCAAUCUUUCUGAGUUUGAUGACGUGCAAGGCCAUCCUGGUUUUGACAAACAAGGGACCAGGUUUAAGCGCCUCAUCAAGGACCAGAAUGACCAUAAGGAAGUUGAGGAGGGCAUUAGUCGCUUGGUUCUUUGCUCAGGAAAGGUUUAUUAUGAACUUGAUGAAGAGAGGAGAAAAGUGAAUAGGAAGGAUGUUGCUAUAUGUCGGGUGGAACAACUUUGCCCCUUCCCUUAUGAUCUCAUUCAACGUGAAUUGAAGCGAUAUCCAAAUGCUGAGAUCGUAUGGUGCCAGGAAGAGCCCAUGAACAUGGGUGCCUACAAUUAUGUUGGACUUCGACUGGCUACUGCCAUGAAAGCAUUGGGAAGAGGUGAUUUAGAUGAUGUCAAGUAUGUUGGACGUGCUCCAUCUGCUGCCACAGCUACUGGUUUCCUGAGCGUGCACCAAAAGGAGCAAAGGGAACUUGUAGGGAAAGCCUUGCAGCCUGAUCCAAUUAGCAUUUCUUGAUGAUGUUUUCUCCAUAAGCAGUUAAAUGUUUAAUUCUGCUUAGAAAGAUACAAAUGUUUUUGUUUGUACCCAGAAGAAAAACAAUAAUGUGUUUUGCAAUUCUAACAGUUUCUUGGACAAAACAAGUCCUAUACAUCUUCUUGUCAGUCAAUCUGGUAGUGGAUGCAGCCUUGCUGUUCUCUAGGCGGACCACUGCUUCUACUCAUAUUGUCGUGUAAUAGAAAGCAGCGCUGAGUGAAUAAUAAAGACAUCUUUAACAUCCCC
Messenger RNA from Coffea eugenioides, 3617 nucleotides. RefSeq names its product 2-oxoglutarate dehydrogenase, mitochondrial-like. The transcript has 9 exons. The record is from RefSeq and is a predicted model, not a curated record. Gene Ontology annotation, biological process: tricarboxylic acid cycle. The coding region runs from base 288 to 3353 and encodes 1021 amino acids. Gene Ontology annotation, molecular function: oxoglutarate dehydrogenase (succinyl-transferring) activity; thiamine pyrophosphate binding. NCBI's taxonomy places the organism in Eukaryota, Viridiplantae, Streptophyta, Magnoliopsida, Gentianales, Rubiaceae. Gene Ontology annotation, cellular component: mitochondrion; oxoglutarate dehydrogenase complex.